AUGCGAUUUUAUUGUGAAGCAAUAGAGGAGAAGGAAGAUUCUAGAAAAUAUCGUAAAUUUCUAACAGAUCGCGAAAGAAUGAUCGGUGAAGAGCUAUUGCAUUGUGAUAUUCUAAAGUACCAGUCAAGCACUGCAUGGCUUGAUAAUCUUAUGAAAGAAUGGGAAAAAACCUAUACCCAAUUUAUACAAGUUUUCAGUCAGGCUUUUCUGGCCCAAAUAUCAAGAAUAGACGAGAGAACCCUUAUAUUAUCUUUCUAUCUGGCAGACACUUGCGAAGUGCUUAACGGCUGGGCUGAUCAAAUCAAGUCUUCUUGUAGAUUAGCCAUAUCUGGUAGUAUAGAUUCUCGUGAUAUUUUGGCUGAAGACGCUCAGACACCAGACAGUAUAGGGAUAUAUUACGAAGAAUAUCCUUAG
Funneliformis mosseae is the source of this 414-nucleotide messenger RNA. The record is from the annotation of a GenBank genome assembly. NCBI's taxonomy places the organism in Eukaryota, Fungi, Glomeromycota, Glomeromycetes, Glomerales, Glomeraceae.